UCAUGAACUUGUCUCCAGAGCCCCCCAUGCUUUUACUCGAUCUCUGCAUUAGACUAGCUACUGCUCAGCCCGACCGGAGCGAGAUGAGAUGUGUAAAGAAACUUACGAAUGAAUCGGUACCUUUUCCUACAUCAUACAGUCCGCUUGAGAGAGUACGGUGCUUUCAGGUAUCUAAUAAAGAGGAUAAAUAUGAGGUGAGCCUCCCAAAUAUGAUAUCGCUCUCUCAAGCCUCAAGCCGACAGCAAUUUCUUAAGCAUUCCACCAACUUACCGCCCACUACACAUUCACCCAGAUAUUUGAAGUAAUACAUCAGAAUCCUCCAAAUAAGCAAAAUGGUUACCGCCGGCCCUCAUUCCGACUCUUCCUCUCGAGGAGCUUCCCCAGGCAACAUCGAUGCUUACGCUCUCUUCGAGGCCUUGACCGGCCGCAAGAUAGACAAGCUGUCCCUGUCUUCCCGAACCAUGACCGAGGACUACGAAGACCUCGGCGACGACCGUCCCUUACUGGGCCAGGAACCCUCUCCUGACGAGCCCCCCAAGGACGUCAACAUUGGCGCCAUCAACCCGUACGCCCUAGUCGAGGCCAUGAUCGGCCACAGGCUAGACCGCCGCUCGCUCUCCACGGCGCGCAUCAUCUCCGACGUCCUGCAGACCGACUACGAGGAGCUCUUCGACCUGAAGCACAACUCCGUCCUAUUCGCCGGCCUGAAGCUCAACAAGGAGAACCGCGAGGCCGAGGAGCUGUCCGAGAAGGAGAUCCAGAUCCUCGAGGAGCGUGACCUCGUCACCCCUGACCUGUCCCGCCUCAGAAAGCUCGAGGACCUCGAGAAAAUCGGGCUUAAGCAGGUCGGCGACACCCGCAUCAAGAUGGCGCGCAUGCAGAACGGCAAGCUGCGCCUCAUUCUCGACGGUCAGUCCCUCGGGAAGACCAUCGGCAACCACGAUGUCACCGAGACCAUCAACGACAUCGUCCUGCCCUUCCGCCACGGCAAGGAAGACCGCGAGUUCACCCCGCCAAACUCCACCUGGCGCGACAUGAACGACACCAUAUUCCGCGGCUUCCCGCGCCGCUUCAUGAUGGACGGACCUCCUUUUGCAAUGUUCGGCGGGAACCGCCACGGCAACAGCGAGCAGCACCACCACCACCGCUUCGACGACCCGACGCAGGGAGCGUCGUCUAACAGCUGGCUCAUCGCCGCCAUCUUCUCCGUCUUCUGGGCGAACCCGGCCAUGAUCAACCGCAACACGCGCAGCAUGGUCGCUUCUCCUCCCAUGGAGCUGGGGCGCAACCGGCGGACGCUCGAGGUCAAGUUCCACGACAAGGGCGGGCGCAACAACGCCGAGACCGGCACCGUCGAGGUCGACUACCAGGUCCCCAUCAACAACUCGACCGAGAUGCCCGUGUACGCGCGGUCCAGCGACGGCUACGAGGCGUGGCCCGCGCUGUACGAGAAGGCGUUCAUCAAGUGGAUGACGCGCGGUGGCGGAAACAACAACAACAACAACAACAACGACAACAACAACAACAACAACAACAACAACAGCAACGGCAAGAACAGCAAGGCGCAGAGCGACCACGACCACGUGGACAUGACGCAGGCGCACAACGGCGACCCGAUCAAGGCGAUGGCGCAGCUCAACGGGCGCGAGCCACGGUACUACUUCACGUCGAAGCACUCGGGCGCCGAGCUCGCGGGGCUCGUGCGCAGCUGCAGCGUGAACAAGCGGACCAUCUCGCCCAUGGCCGCCUGGACCCACGCGACCGGCGACACCUUCCGCGGCAGCAACCUCGUCGCCAACCACGCGUACUCGGUGCUCGGCUGGGUGUCCGAGGGGCAGGCCUACAGCAACAGCAACAACGACGACAGCGACGGCGACGGCGACGACCACGGCAGGUCCCAGUACAUCAUCGUGCGCAACCCCUGGGGCGUCACCGAGCCCCGCGGCCUCACCAGCUACCCCGGCCUCCUCGACCGCGUCGAGCCCGAGUUCUGGCCCCCCGCCGCCCUGCUCGACCGCGACGGCGUCUUCAGCGUCGAGGUCCACGCCUUCAAGAAGUACUUUGCUUGCAUUGGUGUUGCGAAGUAGAUGGCUUUGCUUGCUGGCUGGCUAAAGGCUGGAGGCUGGAGGCUAGUUAAUUUAGUCGCUGACGGUAACAUCUAGGUAAUCUAAUCUAGGUAUCUGCUUUAUUUGUUUUAUGUACUUAAAAAUAUAUUAAAUUUUGACUUGACUUUUGACUUUAAAAAAAACAUCUGAAUUCUUGAAAAGACAAAACUCUCCCCGGGACACUCACUAUAGGAGGAGGUAAAUUCGCAACAUUGUGAAAAAGGGGGGGGAGGGGGGGAGGCAGGGAAAGGGAUUUUGCCUUUUUGGAUAUUUAAUAAGAAAAGUGGUACUUACUUUACUUACUUACCUACCUACC
Molecule: messenger RNA, 2421 nt
Organism: Hypoxylon fragiforme
Lineage: Eukaryota; Fungi; Ascomycota; Sordariomycetes; Xylariales; Hypoxylaceae
Product: cysteine proteinase
Exons: 1
Coding region: 333-2087 (584 amino acids)
Biological process (GO): proteolysis
Cellular component (GO): cytoplasm
Molecular function (GO): calcium-dependent cysteine-type endopeptidase activity
Source: RefSeq, a predicted model, not a curated record